GUUGAUUUUUAUUACAGAUUUCUUUUUCAAAGUACUGCAAUUACUUGCAAUUCCUGGCUUUAAUUUUUAAUUUUAAACUAAAUCAAAAUAUUUCCUGAAACCGUGCUAUCGUUCAUUAUUGAUUCAUUCUCUUUCGUGAAAUUGCUCAACGCUGCCAAUAAGUGACAUCAUUCGGUAUCUCUUGCUGACGCGAAUCAGCCGCUUGCUAAUAAAUAGGCAACACAAACGCAGAUUCAGAUUCACUAAUCCAUCAGUCCCGAAUUUGAGCACCGUCAAAUAAGUGUCUGGCCAACCAGAAGCUAAUUUGUCAAGAAAAUUUAUAGAAAUGGAUUUGAAUAGCGCAACUGAAAAACCAAUUGUUUACGACGAUCAAUAUUAUUAUUUGAUGUAGCGCAUUCGACGCAUUCGUCUUGAUCAUAAGCUACAGAUUCCCAUUCAAAAACCCAAAUUGCGACUACACAGACGACCUGCCGUUUGUAAAAAAGGCCUAUAGUGAUUGGAGACGAUGUCGAAUUGUCGACCUGCGCUCACCUUCAAAGGAGAACUUGCUCUCCUUGAUAUCAAACGACCAAAAACUUCUUGAAUUGUUCGAAUCAUCUCAUCCAUCAUCAAUGUUCGUCCUCCACGUUUUGUCUCACGGCAACAAAAACGGCACAUUCUAUACAGAUCACAUUGAAGUAGAAAACCCGCAGAAAAAUAUUUGUACGAAAUUCACAAAGGCACAAGUAACGAAAGCAUUGAACAAAUUAACAGCCUUCCGGUCAAGUCACAAAGUGGUUUUCUUCUCCCCAUGCCAUGGAGAAAUUGUUGAUUGGAUUCGACUGGACAACCAGUCGGACGUGUCGCUGAACAAUUCCUGGAGAUUCUGCAAUUUUCCUAUUAGCAAUUUUCUUCCAGACGACAAAAUCGCGUCCAAUCGGCCUGGAAGGGUUUGUUUCUUAUUUAGUCUGCAUCGGUUCAACCAUGAAAUUGAUCAAAAGAACGGAAAGACCCUUUUGCACCUGGCAGCAGAGUGCGGCAAUCGGAGAAUCGCCAAAUUUCUCGUCCUCUGGGGCGCCGACGUGGACGCUGGGGACAAAAAAGAUUCGACGCCUCUUCACCUGGCCGCCCAAAACCGAUCCGGCGUUUGCGAAUUUCUCGUUGAAAGCGGCGCUGACCUCCGAAAGGUCAACAAACUCGGCUGGAACGCUCUGCACUUCGCAUCGUGGUCAGGAAACGAAGAAGGCCUCAAGUUUCUACUCAGCCUCGGAGUAUUGGACGUAAAUGCCAAAAGUAAAAUUGGCGAGACUCCGUUGACAUUGGCAGGCAAAAGGGACAACGUGCGAGUUGCAAAAAUCUUGAUUGAAAAAGGCGCUAAACUUAUUAACUCGUCAAAUAUUGGACGGGAAACUCGCACCAUAUUACAAUUUUUCAUUCACAAAAUUGAUGAAUCGGAAAAGCCAGUCGAGUUAAUUAUGCAGAAGGCCGCCAAUUUCAAAACCAGCAAUUUCAGAUUUUUGCUCCAAAACGGCGCCGACCCUCGUGAAACCGACGAAAUGGACAGACACGCUCUGCACGUCGCGUGUGAGAUGGGGAUGAGCCUUGAGAAGACGAAAGUGCUGCUGGACCUGAACGUCCUCGAUGUCAACGCUGCGUGCGCGACAGGAGACACGCCGCUAAUUUUGGCCUGCAGGAAACGUCGCUGGCACUUGAUCGAACUCCUUUUGGCUCACGGGGUCUGCCCUGAACACGUUGAUGGCCAAGGAUGGACUGCCUUGCACCACGUUGUGCGCUGGGACGGUCCACUUGACGUUGUCAAAUAUUUGGUUGAAAGUGCUAACUCACUUGUGCACCACAAGACAAUAGACAAGGAAACUGUUCUUCACGUGGCUGCUAGAUCGAAAUCACUAGAGAAUUUGCAAUAUUUGAUUAUUUGCCCUGGUGCUGAUGUGCAACUCACCGACUCAGACGGACGAAACCUUCUUCACUGGGCGAGUGCCAGAGGUUUAGUGGAAAACGUGCGAUGUCUGAUGCCCUUGUUUCCUCACGUGGACAUUCGCGACUCAACGGGCAGCACAUCUCUCCUUCUAGCAGCGGCUGGUGGACACGCGGAGGCGGCCAAACUGCUGAUCGACGAAGGUGCCGACGUCAAUAGCCGAGACAAAACCUAUGCGACUCCGUUGUUGGCUGCGGCCAGAGGUGGCGACUCGGACACUUGUCGCGUCUUGCUGGACGCGGGCGCCGACGUGACUGCCGAGGACGAAUCUGCAAACGACGCCCUGAUCGCAGCUUUUGCGGCGCAAAACGUUGACACGGCCAAAUUUUUGUUUGAUUCGGAUUUGUUCGAUUUGCAAAAGAGAAAUUUGAAAGGUCAAAAUUGGUUUGAACUUGUUUCAGCAGCCGCCAAGGAAGAUCCGUCGGAGUGGAAAUACUUUUUUGGAGAAAAUUCUGAGCACCAAAUUGAGAAUAAAAUUGCGGCGUUGGAAAUUGAUGACCACUUCUUUGACUUAGAAGAAGAUGCGAUCCAUAAAGCUGGGACGAAGCUACAACCCCAAAUUUUGCAGCGCUCUAAUAGAAAAGACUUAAGAACAAGUCUUUUGAGACAAACCAAAAUGCAUUGCCACUUAAGAAAAAUAAGGUUAUAAAACCUAAAUAAUUGAAAAAUAAAAUUCUUAUAAUUUAAGCAGUCAUUUAUUUUUUACUAAUUUUUCUUUAUUUAAAUAUUAUGUCGGUCAGUGAUCAAUUUUCCUUAGGAUUUGUAAAAUACAGACGUUUUUAUUUUAAAAAUUGAUCAAUUAAAAAUUUUAAAAAAAUUUGAAGAGUAAAUUUAAUGGAAUAAAAAUAAUUUUCCUUCUUAAAAUUAAAAAGUAAUAAAAAAACUCUAACUUAUAUAUUUUAUGAAAUAAUUAAAUUAUUACUUAUUAUUUAAACAAAUUUUUCUUGAGUAAUAAAUGUCAGCAGAUGUGUGAUAGGAAUUUAUGAAAAAUGUAAUGUACAUAAACCGAUAUAAACUUAUGAGGCGCUGAGCAAUCUGCGUUUUAUUCUCUCUACAUGUCUUUUACACAUUCAGCGGGCAAGUGUAUUUUUGUAUAUUUAUUCUUUAUUCUUGUCCUCUUUUUGUGUUAUAAUAAAUAAACUUGUUUUUAUAACUGCGCCUU
Molecule: messenger RNA, 3137 nt
Organism: Neocloeon triangulifer
Lineage: Eukaryota; Metazoa; Arthropoda; Insecta; Ephemeroptera; Baetidae
Product: ankyrin-3-like
Exons: 6
Coding region: 612-2624 (670 amino acids)
Molecular function (GO): protein binding
Source: RefSeq, a predicted model, not a curated record